Messenger RNA from Tachysurus fulvidraco (yellow catfish), 3881 nucleotides. RefSeq names its product sushi, von Willebrand factor type A, EGF and pentraxin domain-containing protein 1. NCBI's taxonomy places the organism in Eukaryota, Metazoa, Chordata, Actinopteri, Siluriformes, Bagridae. The coding region runs from base 281 to 2494 and encodes 737 amino acids. The record is from RefSeq and is a predicted model, not a curated record. The transcript is spliced from 14 exons.
GCGUGCGCGUGUGUGUGAGUGUGUGCGCGCGUGUGUGAGUGUGAAUGUGUGUGUGGUUGAAAAGGCGGAACAACCCGUCAAUAUUAAGGCAAUUACUUUAUCGAGAAAUGGUUUACGAGCGGAUUACCGCGGACGGUCCGUGUACCAUAAGGAACAGGAUUAUAUUUAGCAAUUUGUUUGACUAGACUCAUUUCUGCGGAAACUUUGAAUCGCACUUAGUGUUUAAUUUAAGUCGUGAACAGUUCUCGACUAUUUAUUCCUUUAUUUCUUUAUUAUAAGCAUGGAGAUGAGCUGGUGGACUUUUCUGUUACUCCUACUGAUGUUUGUGUCCAGAGGAAACACUGGUGAAUGUCCUGAACCUGUCCUGGAAGGAAAUGUGUUGUUAAGUGACUCUGCUCUUCUGAAAAAUACAUUUCCCGAUGGAACUGUAGUCAAUCUGGAGUGUGCUACCGGUUAUUUGGUGGAUCACGGCUCUGACACCAUCACAUGUGUUAAUGGUGAAUGGAGCAAACAGGAGCUGACCUGUAAAAAAAAAGACUGUGGUCCUCCGACACCAACCCCCAAUAUGAAAUUUAACAUCCAAGAUGGAACAUUGUUUGGUGCAUACAUCAGAGUAUACUGUGACCGUGGGUAUUACCUAAAAGGCUCCAGCAAUAAGCAGUGUCUUGUAAAAGGCUGGACUGGAAGGUCAAGGUGUCUGUUGGAAACCUGUGAGAAGCCUCCUGAGAUCCCUCAUUCUGUCAUAGUCAGUAAUCAUACCAAGGGGAUCAUUGAAUUUGGAGAUGUCAUUGAAUACCGCUGUGAGCACAACUACACUCUUGUUGGCAAUAAAUCAGUUGUUUGUCAGGAAAAUGGGAAAUACAGUUCACUUCCACAAUGCAAAGGUGAAUGUCCUGAACCUGUCCUGGAAGGAAAUGUGUUGUUAAGUGAGUCUGUUGUUCUGAAAAAUACAUUUCCUGAUGGAACUGUAGUCAAUUUGGAGUGUGCUACUGGUUACGUGGAGGAUCACGGCUCUGACACCAUCACAUGUAUUAAUGGUGAAUGGAGCAAACAGGAGCUGACCUGUAAAUUGGUAACCUGUGGGAAGCAUCCUGAUAUUCCUCAUUCUGUCAUAGUCAGUAAUCAUACCAAGGGGAUCAUUGAAUUUGGAGAUGUCAUUGAAUACCGCUGUGAGCACAACUACACUCUUGUUGGCAAUAAAUCAGUUGUUUGUCAGGAAAAUGGGAAAUACAGUUCACUUCCACAAUGCAAAGGUGAAUGUCCUGAACCUGUCCUGGAAGGAAAUGUGUUGUUAAGUGUGUCUGUUGUUCUGAAAAAUACAUUUCCUGACGAAACUGUAGUCAAUCUGGAGUGUGCUACUGGUUACGUGGAGGAUCUUGGCUGCAACAACAUCACAUGUAUUAAUGGUGAAUGGAGCAAACAGGAGCUGACCUGUAAAUUGGUAACCUGUGGGAAGCAUCCUGAUAUUCCUCAUUCUGUCAUAGUCAGUAAUCAUACCAAGGGGAUCAUUGAAUUUGGAGAUGUCAUUGAAUACCGCUGUGAGCACAACUACACUCUUGUUGGCAAUAAAUCAGUUGUUUGUCAGGAAAAUGGGAAAUACAGUUCACUUCCACAAUGCAAAGGUGAAUGUCCUGAACCUGUCCUGGAAGGAAAUGUGUUGUUAAGUGUGUCUGUUGUUCUGAAAAAUACAUUUCCUGACGAAACUGUAGUCAAUCUGGAGUGUGCUACUGGUUACGUGGAGGAUCUUGGCUGCAACAACAUCACAUGUAUUAAUGGUGAAUGGAGCAAACAGGAGCUGACCUGUAAAUUGGUAACCUGUGGGAAGCAUCCUGAUAUUCCUCAUUCUGUCAUAGUCAGUAAUCAUACCAAGGGGAUCAUUGAAUUUGGAGAUGUCAUUGAAUACCGCUGUGAGCACAACUACACUCUUGUUGGCAAUAAAUCAGUUGUUUGUCAGGAAAAUGGGAAAUACAGUUCACUUCCACAAUGCAAAGGUGAAUGUCCUGAACCUGUCCUGGAAGGAAAUGUGUUGUUAAGUGAGUCUGUUGUUCUGAAAAAUACAUUUCCUGACGAAACUGUAGUCAAUCUGGAGUGUGCCUCUGGUUACGUGGAGGAUCUUGGCUGCAACAACAUCACAUGUAUUAAUGGUGAAUGGAGCAAACAGGAGCUGACCUGUAAAUUGGUAACCUGUGGGAAGCAUCCAGAGAUUCCUCAUUCUGUCAUAGUCAGUAAUCAUACCAAGGGGAUCAUUGAAUUUGGAGAUGUCAUUGAAUACCGCUGUGAGCACAGCUACAAUCUUGUUGGCAAUAAAUCAGUUGUUUGUCAGGAAAAUGGGAAAUACAGUUCACUUCCACAAUGCGAAGUGGUAACCUGUGGGAAGCAUCCUGAGAUUCCUCAUUCUGUCAUAGUCAGUAAUCAUACCAAGGGGAUCAUUGAAAUUGAAGAUAUCAUUAAAUACAUUGUUUUCACUUUAGUUCUUGUCAAGACAAAUGUCUAAGAAGGAUAACAAGAAUCAGAGUAAGACGUUGAUUGGCUGUGUUUUGUUUGUGUAUCUGAGAGGAAAGUCUACUUUCUCUAUACCUAUACCACUGCAAAGACAAAACUCUCUUGUAUAGCUGUUAUAAAUGCAUCAUACAUUGAUAAUAGUGUUCCUAGUAGGAACGCUGUUGUGACUCUCACUUUGCUCUCCUGAAAGGUUCGCAUUUCCACAGCAGCUUCUACAUUGGCUAGUCUGAUUUAGUUUUACAUCGCUGGUGAUAUUCAUUUGAUUCUGUGUUCUGCUCUGCUUGCUGAUGUUGACUUUACAUGAUUAGGACUCAUUGUCUGUGUGCCAAAGUACAGAAUGAAGGGAAUGCCCAGAUCUGUGUCUAACAUUAAUAACUAGGAUAAGGGUUAUCAUUUAUAGCAAAUUUAUAAUGAAAUACAGUUUGUAGGUUUAGUAAGUUAUCAGGCAGCAGAGACACUGACAGUUGUAGGUUAGGUUGCUUUAUUAUUGCAGAGACAAACAUAUCCUAAGUGAGAAGGUCAGGGUCAACAAACAGGGAUGUGCAAACAGAGUUUCUUUGGCAAGAGACAAAGACAUAAACCAGAACCAUAUCAAUUACCAUUAACAAAAUAGCAUAAACAUUAUGUUUGGUAUUGACAAGUACAUGGCACUGAGCAUAUACUUUGCAAAUUGAAAGUCCAUAUAUUUUGUAAUAAUGAUUAUGUAAAUAAGUCCAGGUGUGCGUGGUCAGAAUGACGAUGAACAUGAAUGUGAGAAAGUUGGUUAUGUCAUGUUGUAAUCCUGUGUGACCAUGAUUGUAAGCCAUGUUGUACUCAGGGAGUUGUGGUCAGUGGCCAUAUUUGUAGGCUACUCUGUGUUUUGUGACCGUGACAGCAACAUGACAUCCUUUAUCUGGUUUUCUAUGUCUGGCACUAUGCAUGAUAUAUAAUAUUUUUUCAGCUAUUUACAUAUAUGAGAUCAGAAGUUUAAUUUGAAUUCAUUAUAAUUCAGUUAUAUUUCUACUGGAAUAUAACACAUCUAUCUGUGUUAAACAACUUAGAACAUGGCCACUUAUGUACUAACAAUUAGACAUCAAACAGAUCAGCCAAGGAAAACAGCAGUUGAUGAUGGAAGCAUUGUGUGAGCUGUGAUAAAACAACUGUGACAUUACCAACAAAGACAAUCACAAUCAAACUGUUCGUAGACCUUAAGAGAAGAAAUUUAGAGGCCAUACAAGAAGAUGCAAGCAAAAGUUAUGCAAUGUGGUAUCAUACUUUUGCUCACAUAAAAAUUGUGUGGUCUGACACCAAAUAUGUCAUGUUCUAAAUUGUUUAACGCAGAUAGAUGAAUUUCAACAACAACAACAACAACAACAACAACAACAACAACAACAACAACA